Molecule: messenger RNA, 342 nt
Organism: Pieris macdunnoughi
Lineage: Eukaryota; Metazoa; Arthropoda; Insecta; Lepidoptera; Pieridae
Source: the annotation of a GenBank genome assembly
AUGGAACAAGGAACAACAUCUAAAGUAAAUGAACUUUUAAAAAAUGGCACGUUAGGAAAUCUUACAGAAGACUUAGAAGAUAAUCUUUCAACAGAGAGUAUAAUCAAUAAAUAUAAUGAAAUAUCGAAACAUGAACCUGAAGAUUAUGAAUCUUCAAGCGAAGAAAAUACUGAAAUUUAUAUUAAAGGUAUGAAUAAAGAAAAUGAAUGCAAAGUAGAGCAACAAAUUGAGGAGCCAUUCAGUAGCGCGUUGGAGAUAGAAAUGUGUGAUGUCGACGAACAAGGGAAUGUACUGAAUACAGAAUUUAUACAGUCUGAAAUUAUUUAUUCAUAUUUAAAAUAA